CCUCCAAAAGUCUGUGAAGUGCUGGGAGGUCUCCCUGGGACAGGGAUGUGGAUAUGCCGGCUGGUCCCAGGACGUGCCAGGGCUUCGCACACUCAGCGCUGCCACGGCCAGAGAUCGGAGGGGGAUGCUCGGUCCUACCUGGCUGUAAAGGCGAUUGCUGCUGGCGGGGAAGGUCUCCUGGGCUCCCGCAGGGCAGGAUGAGGCCUGGCGUGGGAGGGAGCGAACCUGGGUUGGCAAGAAGGUGAGUUUUUGGCAGAGUUUGGUGGCCAGGAGAGGGGGUCUCCUCGGCUCGGUGGGUCGGGAGCAUGGUGUUAGCAGCAGGAGUGCAGCCCCUCAUGCCCACCCAGGAACUGGGGUCUGGCUGGCGACUUCCACCCUUGAAGUGGUUAGAUUUUUGUUAAUUGCAAUUAAUAUCUUGCCUUUUCCACAGAGCUUUUGCAAGAAAAGAGCUGGUCUCAAAAACCUUGUCAGUACUUCUUCUUUCCCAUCCCUCGGCUGGGGAGGAGGGGGGCUGGGAGGAGGUGGCGGGGAGCCCCAGGGAGCCGAUGCGGGCGGUGGAGGGAAAGCAAGGGCAGGGUUGCGGCGGGGCACGGAAUUUUCGGUUUUGAUGACUGACUGCAAAUUGCCGGAGCCUCAGCUGGGGGACAGUGUCACCUCUGCAACCUGGCUGUCCUUGCGGUGGCCGGGAGCAAGGAGCAGGGUUUUGGCUGCUGUUUCCCUUGCAAAACUGCUGGGCCAAACCCCCACACGGCUCGAGGCACCAAAGGGGUCAUGGCACGAAAAGGCCUCGGGUAGGAAACAGGUUGCACACAACGUCCUUGUCUGCUGGGAAAAGCCUUUUUUGGCAUUCUCCGCAGCAGGCUGAAAUCAAAGUUUUCCCAACUGCCUCUGUGAUUUCUGUCUGCAGGUGGGUCUGAACUUGAAUAUAAGUCAGGCAGAACCAGCCCAGUGCCACUCCUGGGGAUGUUACUGCUGCAGGAGGGAGCUGUUGGCUGGGUGCAGCCCCACCGCAUCUUCUUGCAUCCCAUGUUGCUGUCACUCUUUGGGUGAAAUUUCAUUUGGGCUUGGCUCAUUUCGGGGUGUAGGUGUCUCCUCGUUUCUGCUCCGUCAUGGCUCGGCUUGUCCCCUUAUGCCUUGCAGCACAGAGCAUCUGACAUGCAAUGAGUUUGCAGGGCCUCAGCCCACCCCGUGCAGCUGUCCUGCCCCAUGGCUGGGGGGAGGGGAGUGGCCACGCUACUCGUGUCCUCCCCCCUCGCCAAGGUUUGCAACUGUGGGUUAAUCCACCUGAAUCCCAUCGGGCUGAGCCUGUGCUGCGGGGCAGGCUGCAGCCACCUGGGAGCUGCCCUGUUGUUUGCUGCCAUAAUCUGUUUUGAAAAGGCAGCCCCUGAUGCUGUUUUUUUCCAAUUAGGCCCUGGGAGAUGAUUCUGGUAAGGCAGCGGCCGGGCUAAUUUACCAGGCAGACAUUUCAUUGAAUUAGCCCGUGAGCUGCAGAACAAAACUGGGAGAGCAGAGCCCGGGCUGGGGCAGGACUCGCCGGCAAGGUUCGGCACAAUGUUCACGGCAAAUAGCCGUGCUCUGCCAGAGCCUAAAACCUGCUCCCGAGCGCCUGUGUUAGGGUUUGACCCUUGUUGGAUGGCGGGGGUGAGCUCGGGGCUGGUACGAUGCGCCAGGCAAGGAAGGAUGGGAGUUUCUCGUCUUGUUUUCUGAGAGUGCUGGCAGCUGGCAAAAACCUCCCAUCGACUUGCAAACUGUGCAAAUCUGCGAUGGACGUCAUUGAAGGAGAAUAAAUAUAGAAGCCUGAGAUGCCACUCGUUCCCAGAGUCACUUUUCAGGCCAUAACUUUGCGCUGCAAGACAACAUCAAUUAAAGAAAAUGUAUCCCUGCAGCAAGCGGUUUUGCACGCCUGCCCAGAGGAGUUCGAUAUGGCCAGGGACCCUCCUUCCGCCAGCUCCCGUUCCCAUCAGGGACAGCGUGACACCGCUGCUUAGUGUCUCUAAUCGCUUCCAGAAAGCUGGCAAGGGGCAGGGAGGGUAACGCAGCCCUGCUCAUGUAAAUCCUGAUUUUAUUCAGCAAUGGUUUGUGCGCCGGAGGGUCCCCAUGCCUGCCCUUGGGUCGUAGCCCCCUCUCCUGAGCAGCCCAGGAGCAGGUGAGCGGCAAACGCCAAGGUGUCUGCUCAGCUUGGGGUAUUUAAAUAUUUAAACAACUCUGAACUCCCUUUUUAAGUCAGAAGGAGGAAUGGGACUGUGCCCCAGGGAGUUCGGCUCGUGCAUCCCCCUGCGAUGCCUGUGCAUCCCAUCCCGCUGCGGCAGCAGGAGCUGCAGGGCUCAGCUCGGCUCACAGUGCAGCCUGAGGCUUUUAGGGAAACCCUAAAAAUGUACAGCCUUUUGUCGGGAUGGGGUGUUGGGGCUGUGCUGUACCUGAGCCCGGGGGGCAGCUAAGCCAGUGGAGCCCAAAAUGCCCCUUUCCCGGCAGGUUGGGAUGUGCUUGGGGAGGGCGGAUGGAAGAUGGACAUGGGCUGAUCCCCAGUGACAGGGAUGCGGCUGCUGGAGUGGUUGUGUGGCCCAUGCAAGGGCUGGAAAAGGCUGUAGUAGUUGUCCUGCCCCUUCCUGGGCUUAUUUACCUUAUAAUUCCCAAGACCCCAAUUACUCCUGAGAUUGGGGCUCUUGCUCCUUCCCCAGGAGGCAUUACCUCCCCUUCUGCAGCCCUGCAGAAGAGAGCCAUGGGUUAGAGAAGGCUGGUUUAUAGCAGCAAACUAUUUUAUAGGCACAAACUGAGUAGAAAAUGAACUGCUAGGCUGCUGGCGAGCAGGAUUUGGAGGGGGAGGAGGGUAGGAAACUUUCUCCUCUCUGAAAGCAUCACCUCCAAAGAGAUGAGCAAAGGCAGCACUUCUCUUCUGGUUUGUUUCAAUUUUUUGCCUUUUUUUCUUUUUUAAAAAAAAUCACUAUUUUAAUAAGGAAGAGCCCAGCCCCUGAGUGGGGCCGGUGAAACACCGAUCCCAGCAGCCCCAGAAACAGGAAUGCCAGAGAUGGGGCACAUGGAAGCCCAGCCGUCCUCGAGGCAGCACUGGUUGGACUUGGAGGUGACCAAAGGGUCCCCAGGGCCGGUCCCUCCCUGCCCGGGGUUGUUCUUCGAGGCCGCCUGCUCGCUCCAAACCUCAGGCUAAUUGGAUGCUGCUCUCCGAGCUCUAAAUCAAAUCACAGCUCCCACGAAAUGAAGUUUUCUGGAUGCGGACGGCCGCCUGCAUCAUCCAUCACCGCCUGGCUCAUGGUGCGUCCCUCUUGGGGGUCAUCGAAGGUCAACAUUUGCCUUUUCCAGCCACUGCCAUCAACUUUUCCCUGUUAAGGAUGCCACCCGGGGAGGCAAUAACUCCAUCGAAGGCUCCCUUGUGUCCCUCCCUGCCAUCCCUGGUUGCGUUUCAGGGUGCAGUUUGGUAACAGGGCGCAGGAGCCAAGCAUGUCGGGGUCUAUUAUUAGCACUGUGUCAGGUCCCCUGAUGGAUGGAGAUAUUAGCUGGGUUAUGGACCUAUUGAUUUCUCAGGGGUUUUUUUCUCCUUUGUUUUGUGUGCAAGAGCGGCUGGAGGAGGAAAUCCAAUGCCCACCCACCUUUUGGCUCUGUACGGGAACUUUCCAAGAGCUGAAAAUCAAUUUGUGGCAGGCAGGAUCCUGCAAAUCACCGCAGCGGAGUGAGGAGGGGCUGCCGGCAUCUCCCCAUGGCCAUGCAGCGCUGCCUGUCCCAGCCGGCCGCCCCGGGGCCGGUGUGACCGCGACGCCCUGCAUGUCGUUUUCUGGGUCCAACACCUCCGUCAGUGAACAGUUUGAUGGAGAAUCGGUCGGAUGACAGCGGGAACUGUUGUUAUCACCGGGGGAAUCCUAGCAACGGUGAUCCUACUGUGCAUCAUCGCCGUGCUCUGCUACUGUAGGCUACAGUACUAUUGCUGCAAGAAAGAUGACUCCGAUGAGGAAGAGGAGGAGGAGGAGGAGGAAGAAGAGGAAGAGCCCGACCUUCCUGUGCACUCGCACCUCAGCACGUGCAACGCCUGCAACUCCCGCAUGGUGGAUGGCCAGGGCAGCCCCGCGGUCCCCCGCAGCGAGCUCAACCAGCACGGGGCUCACAACUACUGCCCGACCUGCUCCCCCUACGGCUCCCCCUUUUACAUCCGGACUGCCGACAUGGUGCGCAACGGGGGCGAGAGGGUCGCCUACGCCCCCGCGUGCUACAAGGAGAUGGGGCCGCCCAUCAACAUGGCCACCCUGCAAAGCUACCCGGUGAGCCGCCACGGCCUCCUCCGCGAGAGCUUCCCGAACCCACGGGCUAUCAGCACGGAGGUGUAGUCACCAUUGCCACUAGCACAGGGUGCCCCCAGCCGGCGCCCGCUCGAGGGAAGGGGCUUUUCACUUUUCUUUGGGGUGGGGUGGGGGUUUCCCACAGAGAAGACCCCGUAAACCCAGCCUGAGACCAGCACGGUCCUCCUGCUGAACCGCCCAGCACGGCUAAGCUUUAUGGGCGAGAAGACGAGAGAGAGACCUCGAAGGGUGAUGUUAAAACUGGCCACCUCUGAACCCAUCAUAAGUGUCAUUAUUAUUCUACUCUAUCUCCUGAAGGGACUUGUCUAAUGAGGGCUAUGUACAGUACAACCUAAUUUAAUUACCCCAGGAUCCCCCGACUCCCCGAGGCCAGAGCGAGGCCUUCGGUGUCCCCACGCAGCCACCCGAGGGGAAGCCCACUGCCUCCAGCACACAGAGUGAUGCAUGACCACCCACCAGCUGCCGCCCCCGGCAAAUCCCGCCGCUGAGCUGGGAAUGGCGGCACUCCUCAGCGAUGGGAAAGCAAAGAAGGGAGGAUCCGGAUCGUCCCGCUCCCCUCGUGCUGCAUUAGUUGCUGCUAGCAGUUAGCUUUUACAUUCGAGUGUAAAAUAGGGCACCAUCUCCCACCCGCUCCAUGCUGAAGAAGUUCAAGACAUGAAUUUAGAUCACCACCGGAGGAGGCAAAGCUGCUCGCAAAACCGCUCACCUGCACAAACGGGCACAGGCUGAUCCUUCUGUGGCCGAAGCCCCCACCUCUGCUACUCUUCACGAGCUUUCUUAAGAGCGAUUUUUAACUUGGACCCAUAAAAAUGGCAAGAUUUUACUUACGGGAAGAGUCGCACCCCUAAAUAACUGCAGUUUUGGUCACCUUCAGUGUUCAAAGCCCCUACCCAGCCCACCCUGACAGCUCUGGACAGCCAGAGGAAGGCUGGCUUUAGGACAGCUUUUCCUUUCAAUAGCAACGGCAGAGACCACCAGGUCACGUCUCCUCCUUUGCGGGGCCCACAACCUCCCACGGGAGAGUGAUGUUCAGGUGGUUGGGGUCCCCCCCAUUUUGCUUUUGGAAGAAGAGGGUGCAAGACCCGAACCUGGGUUCACCGGCUCUGCAGCUGGUAAUGACAGGCCAGCGACUCUGCCUUUCUGCAAAAAUGAAUGUGGGAAAGUUCCUUCUUCCUCCGUAAAUCAAAUUAGGUGAAAAAUUACUAAAAGGACAUCUCCAUCAUUCAUGGGCACUUCCAUAGCAACUGGUGCGGGACCACUUGGCUGAGCACUUCCCAUUCAUGGCAGGGAGGAGGGACCCGGACAGCGACGAUCCCCACAGGCGUGCGGAUGCUGUUGGAGGCAAUGACAGGGAAUGCUUGCCAUGCCUUUGCAAUAUAGGUAUGACUGCUCAGAAAUGUGAGUUGUGGGGUUUUUUUUUCACCACUGCAAUUUAGAAAUCAUCCUGCUGCUCACCGAAGGAUUUAGACUUAACCUCCCCAUUCAUGCACAGAAAAAAGCAGGUCUCAGCACAAAGGCGCACGCUACAUGAGCCUUGAAUGUCUACCUUAUCAGGCAAAAGGCUAAUUUACACUGUGGACCUGCUCAUGCCUUGGCACCUCUGCUUAAACUACCUGAAGAAAAGGAGCCAGACAAAUGCCAAAUGUCAUGACAGUCCUUGUAACCAAACCCCUUGCCCCAGCCUGCAUUUUAUGCAGCCUUUUGAGCAAAUGUUAUGCGCUGUCUCCCCCACCUCCGGCCCAGAAGGACAUUGUAGUGCCAUUAUCCUAAGAUUCAGUCUAGCUGCAUCUCUUUUAGAGAGUCUCCUUCCAUUCUCCAAAUAGCGAUAGCAGGUUUUAAAUGUCCUCUCACACUAAGGGCAGGCAGGAGGGAAGACAAAAAGCAGCAGCAAAGCUCUCUGGAUCCCACUGGCCCGUAGCCUGUAGCUCCUACUGCUUCCCAUCCAGGCAGUACUCCUCCCUGAAAAUACAGUCUGUGACUGGAAAAAAAGUCUUGGCUAACUCAGUAAAUGCCAUCCUUUCCCACUAGAGCAUCUGCUCAGCUAGGUCUCAUCCUGCUGGGAGCCACGAGAAGUUAGUAUGUCCCAAAGUGACCUGCGGGCUGCCACCCCCAUGGCUCUGCCGGACGGCCCUGCCAGCUCACGGGCACAGCAGCUCCCGGCAUCCAACUCUACCUCUUGGCAUGCAGCAAGGCCUCCCACCGCACUGGCAGCACAUGCCAGGCCGUCACCUCUGGAGGGUGGGAAUAACACAGGGGGCUUUUGCGGGUCACCCUUCUGGUGAAAGGAAGGCAACUGCAUCAUCAUCUUCAUUACAUGCAAAUUAAGCGUGACCUGUUGCCUGCUAAUGAGGCGCCAAGGCUGGCAAGGCAGUUGCAGAGUAGCUGGAUGGCCAAGAUGAGGGUUAGCCUCGCAGCCAACACAACACCCUGGGUCUGGCACGGCUACAGAGAAAUGGGUGAGUCUGAAAAGGCUGGAGACACGGGAGAUGCAACUGUGGGUUAGAAGGUUUUUGGAGACAGUGGAGAACAGGACAGGGUAGGGGCAAGGAUCCCAGAUUUUUUCCACUUCAGAUUCCUCCUGUUAUUAUUCUCUUUGUUGCUCAGCUAUGGGUCCAAAUUCAAUGUCAGAAAUAAACAAGGACUUUGAAAUACAAACCAG
Molecule: messenger RNA, 6963 nt
Organism: Harpia harpyja (harpy eagle)
Lineage: Eukaryota; Metazoa; Chordata; Aves; Accipitriformes; Accipitridae
Gene: FAM163A
Product: family with sequence similarity 163 member A
Exons: 5
Coding region: 3834-4331 (165 amino acids)
Source: RefSeq, a predicted model, not a curated record